AUUGAGUUUCUCCGCCCAGAGAGCGAGAUGACCAUGUGUCAAACCUCGACGUCUACAAGCUGAGACAUGUCGACCAAGGGGAAGUUUGUCAUCAAGCCAUUUCGGCCACACUGUCAAAUGGACGCGGAGCAGGCGCAGCGGAUCUGGGCGCAGCUUCGCUUGGCUGUUUCGGAGAUUUACAACAAGAACGCAUCUGUCUUGUCGUUUGAGGAACUGUACCGCAAUGCGUAUAAUCUCGUCCUACACAAGCACGGCGACCUGCUGUACGACGGAGUCCAGGAAACGGUUGAAAUGCGACUCCGCUCAGCGCGUCCUCGCUGUGUUUGUACGCUCUACGAGCAGCUUUUGAGCCAGAUCUGUGAGCAGUGGAAGGAGCACCAGGUGACCAUGGUCAUGGUUCGUGAUAUCCUCAUGUACAUGGAUCGCACGCGCGGAGCCCCGGGGUAUGUCCCACAGAAUAAAAAGAUGGCCGUCUACGAUGUCGGCCUGCGGGCAUUCCGUGAAACGAUUACACGCCAUGACCAUGUGCGCGACCGACUGCGGUGUGUGUUGCUCGAGAACGUGAGGAUUGAGCGGGCCGGGAGGUUAAUCGAUCAGACUGGGAUGCGAUGCGCGCUUUAUAUGCUUGCUGAUCUUGGGAUUGAGAGUAGCAGCGUGUAUGAAGAGGACUUUGAGUGC
Molecule: messenger RNA, 678 nt
Organism: Aureococcus anophagefferens
Lineage: Eukaryota; Pelagophyceae; Pelagomonadales; Pelagomonadaceae
Exons: 5
Biological process (GO): ubiquitin-dependent protein catabolic process; protein ubiquitination
Cellular component (GO): cullin-RING ubiquitin ligase complex
Molecular function (GO): ubiquitin protein ligase binding
Source: RefSeq, a predicted model, not a curated record